AUGGCGUCUUCGGCUUCGUGCCCGGAGGGGCUCCCCGGAGACGCCCCUUCGCAAGAAGAAGACGACGAUUGUAAUCUUGAAGACAGGGCCAGCGACUCUAGCUCCUAUUCGUCUGCGAGCAGCGGUGACUACGAUGAUCUUGAGCCUGAAUGGCUGGACAGUGUGCAGAGAAACGGAGAGCUAUUUUAUUUGGAACUGAGUGAGGGUGAAGAAGAAAGCCUCCUUCCUGAGACACCUGUUGUGAAUCAUGUCAGGUUCAGUGAAAAUGAGAUUAUUAUUGAAGAGGAUGAUUAUUACAAAGAAGGAAAAAAGUAUGAGCCCAAACUCAAGCGGUUUACCAAAAUUUUAAGAAGCAGAAGACUUUUACCCAAGCGCCAUCAUAAGAAAAAGAGCAAUGAUAGUGGGCCAGUCUCCAUUCUAAAGCAUCAGUCCAAUCAGAAAACAGGCGUCAUUGUACAACAGAGGUACAAAGAUGUGACUGUCUACGUAAACCCCAAAAAGCUCACAGUCACCAAAGCCAAAGAGCAGCUCAAGCUUCUGGAAGUGCUGGUUGGGAUCAUCCACCAGACCAAGUGGAGCUGGAGAAGAGCCGGGAAGCAGGCUGGCGGAGAGAGGCUGGUGGUCCACGGCCUGCUGCCAGGAGGAUCGGCCAUGAAGAGCGGUCAGGUGGUGAUUGGUGACGUCCUUGUUGCUGUGAACGAUGUUGAGGUGACCUCUGAGAACAUAGAGCGAGUUCUGUCCUGCAUUCCUGGGCCUAUGCAGGUGAAACUGACAUUAGAAAAUGCAUAUGCUGUGAAAAAGGAAUCGACUCAACCAAAACAGAAAAAUGCACAAUCAAAAACAGAAGGCGAUUUAGUCAAACUUCUACGGGGAGAGGAGAUUGAAGGUAACCAGCAGAAUGUGCUCGACACCCCUCACAUGGUCAUGUAUCUCACACUAGAGCUGGACUCAGAGACCUCAAAGGAGGAGCAGGAAAUUCUUUAUCAUUAUCCAGUGUCUGAUGCAUCUCAGAAACUUAAAAGUGUGAGAGGGAUAUUUCUCACGCUGUGUGACAUGCUGGAAAAUGUAACUGGGACACAAGUUACUAGCUCCUCCCUUCUUUUAAAUGGGAAACAGAUUCAUGUGGCUUAUUGGAAAGAAUCUGACAAGUUGCUGUUAAUUGGCCUGCCUGCUGAAGAAGUUCCUCUUCCUCAGCUAAGGAGUAUGAUAGAAAAUGUUGCCCAAACCUUAAAAUUUAUGUAUGGUUCGUUAGAUGGUGCCUUUUGCCAGGUUGAGAAUGUUCCUCGGUUGGAUCAUUUUUUUGAACUGUUCUUCCAAAGAGCCCUCCAGCCUGCCACGCUGCAUGGCAGGGCCAGUGCCAGUGCCCAGCAGUACGAGGCCACCAGUGCGGUUCUUUUAGACAAUCUCCCUGGAGUGCGGUGGCUCCCACUUCCACAGGAAAUCAAGAUGGAAUUAGACACAGCAUUGAGUGAUCUGGAGGCUGCAGAUUUUGCAGAACUGUCUGAGGAUUACUAUGACAUGAGGCGGCUGUAUACAAUUUUAGGGUCUUCUCUGUUCUACAAGGGUUAUUUGAUAUGCAGUCAUUUGCCUAAGGAUGAUCUUAUUGAUAUUGCUGUAUAUUGUCGCCACUAUGGCCUACUGCCUUUAGCAGCAAAACAAAGAAUUGGACAGUUGAUAAUAUGGAGAGAAGUGUUUCCUCGACAUCAUCUCCAACCUUCUACAGAUUCAAACACUGAAGUCUUUCAGGAACCUGAAGGGAGAUAUUUUUUGCUAAUUGUGGGCUGGAGGCAUUAUAUGUUGUGUGUACUGUUAGAAGCUGGAGGCUGCUCAUCCAAAGCUAUUGGGAACCCUGGGCCAGACUGUAUAUAUGUGGAUCAGGUCAGAACAGCUCUUCACCAGCUGGAAGGAGUAGGUUGCCGCCUAAAUGAACGGCUGGCAUCUUCUCCAAGCCCCUGCUUAUCUUGUGCUGACUGGUUCCUUGCCGGAUCACAUGAAAAAUUAGAUUGUUUGACAACCUCUCCUAUCCUCAGUAGGCUGCAAGGAAUUUCCAAAGCAGCAACCUCUCCAACCUGCAGAAGAACUCUUUUUGGUGACUAUUCCUUAAAAACACGUAAGCCCAGUCCUUCGCGAAGCAGUGGGGGAUCUGACAGCGGCUGUGAAGGUGGAGAAGGUGUUGGCCCGAGUCCCCACACUACACCAGAUGCAGUACGGAGGCAAAGAGACUCUGAUGGCUUGGAAGAAAGUGGGGCCAUGCUUAAGGUCACUAAAAAGAAGUCUACUCUUCCAAAUCCAUUUCAUUUGGGAAACUUGAAAAAGGAACUUUCAGAAAAAGAAUUGGAAAUAUAUAACACAUUGAAAUUGACGUCUGGGCCUGAGAACACACUUUUCCACUAUGUUGCUUCAGAAACAGUACAAGGGAUCUUUAUCACACCUACUCAUGAAGAAGUGGCCCAGUUGAGUGGCUCUAUCCACCCUCAGCUAAUAAAGAAUUUCCAUCAGUGUUGUCUCUCCAUUCGUGCAACUUUUCAACAGACCUUGAUGGAAGAGAAAAAGAAAGCAUUAAACACUGCAGAUCAUUCAGGGUCUACAAAUUCGUUGUCUUCUCUAAACCCUGUGAAAGAACAUGGGGUGUUAUUUGAAUGUUCACCUGAAAACUGGACUGACCAGAGAAAAGCACCACCAGUGAUGGCUUAUUGGGUAGUAGGGAGACUCUUUCUCCAUCCCAAAAUUCAAGAACUUUAUGUCUGUUUUCAUGACUCAGUUACAGAAAUUGCCAUUGAAAUGGCUUUUAAGCUGUUCUUUGGAUUGACCUUGUAA
Messenger RNA from Pipistrellus nathusii (Nathusius's pipistrelle), 2817 nucleotides. NCBI's taxonomy places the organism in Eukaryota, Metazoa, Chordata, Mammalia, Chiroptera, Vespertilionidae. The record is from the annotation of a GenBank genome assembly.